This is a messenger RNA of Penicillium atrosanguineum, 1362 nucleotides long. RefSeq lists its product as uncharacterized. Lineage: Eukaryota; Fungi; Ascomycota; Eurotiomycetes; Eurotiales; Aspergillaceae. The record is from RefSeq and is a predicted model, not a curated record. The transcript has 3 exons. Gene Ontology annotation, cellular component: mannosyltransferase complex; endoplasmic reticulum membrane. The coding region runs from base 1 to 1362 and encodes 453 amino acids. Gene Ontology annotation, molecular function: GPI mannosyltransferase activity; alpha-1,6-mannosyltransferase activity. Gene Ontology annotation, biological process: GPI anchor biosynthetic process.
AUGGCUUCAAUUGGUCGUUCGCCUACCUCGGCGAGCCUGUUGCGCCUAGACAAUCCUAUUCGGAGCUUGACGCUGGCUUUUUGGCUAUGGAAAGCUCUGCUGUUCAUCGCCGUGGUUGCCUGUCCAGGCUCUGGUUAUGACUCCUCCACCACUCUACUUUCCUACCAGGAUGCAACAACUGGUAGUCAGACUGAGCCUCUCACAUGGUCAUUAAAGUUUGCGCGAUGGGAUUCAAUCUAUUUUCUGCACAUUGCCGAGCACGGAUAUGUCUUUGAGCAGGAGUGGGCGUUUGGCUAUCCCAGAGUUUUGGGUUGGUUUAUUUCAGGACUUCGCAUGUCCGGGGCAGAAGGCGGACAGAUUAACGCGGCGCUCGUGGGUGUAGUGUUGUCCCACAUUGCGCAUUAUCUCUCCGUGCUGGCUCUGUACCGUCUCUCGGUCAAUAUAUUCGGUCAUGCGACAGCCGCCCAGAAACUCAUCUGCUUCUUGUCGGCUGCGCUGCAUAUUAUCUCCCCAGCUGGAGCAUUCCUUUCGGCGCCGUAUGGUGAAUCCAUAUUUUCCCUUCUGAACUUCACGGGCUUAUACCUUUACACCUCGUCCCUCAUUAACGAGCACAACGGCAUCACCGUCUUGCGGGAUAUCCAAGUCCUCACGGCUGCUGUAAUCUUCGCUCUUGCGACGAUUGUCCGCAGCAAUGGCAUCCUGAGCGGAUUUGUCUUUGUCUAUGAUGCCUGUAUGGUGGCCUGGGCAACCCUGACCCAGGGUCCAUCUCUUCACAAAACCCGUCGCUUAGCGGUUAUCAUCCUGAGUGGCUGCAUUGUCGCCUUAGGCAUGGUUGUGCCCCAGAUCUUGGCCUACCGCACGUAUUGCAAAUCCGAGACAUAUCUUCGGCCCUGGUGCAGCUCGCCCUUGCCCAGUAUCUACGGCUGGGUCCAAGGACACUAUUGGAAUGUUGGGCUCUUCCAGUACUGGACGGUCUCGAACCUCCCCCUCUUCUUGCUGGCAACACCGGUCCUGGUGAUUCUGUGCCAGUCAUCCCUGUGGGCGCUUAAGGCUCCAUCUACCUUGCGCUCAGGGUCCGGCAAUCAAUCACCGUCCCCGGUCAGCCCCGGGUCGAUGCUAUUUCGACUGGCCGUGCCCCAGGGUCUAUUAGCAGUCAUGGCCUUGACGAGCUAUCACGUCCAAAUCGUCAACCGAAUCUCCUCCGGUUACCCAGUCUGGUAUUGGUAUCUCGUAUCGAGCGCCAUGGACAGCUUCCAGGAUCACCGGAAGGGCCGUCGCGGUCUCGUGAACGCCGCGCAAACCAUGGUGGCCUACGCAUUGAUCCAGGGGGUUCUCUUUGGUUCUUUUUUGCCUCCGGCUUAA